AUGAGAAGAUAUGUUGGAGCCAAAUCAGCCAUCUCUGAAGCUUCUGAGAAACUAAACACUAUUUUAAUUGUACACGAAGCUAUUGCAGAGCUGGGAACAAAAAUCUCGACAGACCCGCCGGACUGCAAACCCACUUUUGGUUCAAUUAUUUCUGCUAGAAUAAAAAUUAAUCUCUCAAAACCUCUUCACAGAGGUGGUUGGUGGAAUACAGCAGCAGGUGGUCAUACUUGGACUCGUUUCCACUGGGAAAGACAGUCGCACAACUUAUGUCCAAAAUGUUGUACUAUUGAUCAUGAUGAAGAUGAGUGUCUUAAUACUGCAGAUAAUCUCAUGAUUCGAAUAUUUACCAAUGAAGAGUAUAUUGAAUAUAUUCAUGAGCUCUCUAAAGCUUACGGAGUGGAGAUAGUUGAGGACUUGGAUACUCUUAGAAAAAAAAUCUGUGAAGCUAGUAAGAAGGAAAAAGAAGCUGAAAAUGAAGAGGAGGAUUCUAGUCGAAGUCACAAAAGAUCUAGGGUUGAAGAUCAGGAAAAUAACAUAGAGGGAAUUACUGAAAAUCCACCUCCAAUCUCUGACUUUGAUGGCAUGGAACAUGACUUGAUUGAAGAAGAACAAGGUGGUACAAGUCAGCAGUCCCAUGAGAUGAAUAAGGCCAACAAUACACUGCUGCAGUUUCAAGUACAGAGCAUGCAAAGUGUAGGGGUCUGAGGGAGGCGAUCUUAUGGGCAAAGGAGAGGAAUUUGGAGAAAGUAUGUUUUGAACUGGACUCUCAGUUGGUAGAAGAAGCAG
This is a messenger RNA of Papaver somniferum (opium poppy), 786 nucleotides long. RefSeq lists its product as uncharacterized. NCBI's taxonomy places the organism in Eukaryota, Viridiplantae, Streptophyta, Magnoliopsida, Ranunculales, Papaveraceae. The record is from RefSeq and is a predicted model, not a curated record. Bases 1 to 705 code for a protein of 234 amino acids. The transcript is spliced from 3 exons.